CCCGGACCCGCCAUUUGCGAUUCGUUGUCCGUUGGAACGACGCGAGGAGGUGGGAGGACUCCUUGGCGGGUUCCUUCUUCCCUCCCGGCUCGUUCGAUCGAUCCCCUUCUCCUCUUCCUCCUUCUGCUCCUCCUUCCUCAUUCAAACUCUAACCCUAGGUGUAGAGACUGUUCCCUUUCCAAGUAAAUGGAUCUCUCCGAGAAAUCUCGUCAAUCGCGGCUCCCGAGUUUCCUCUAUUCCCCGUCGGCUACCAGGACCCUCGGCCUCCAGAGGGUCUUGAGCAGGAACCCUAGCUCGCCUUCACCUCCGCCGUCGAAUGGCGCCUCAUCGCCCGGAUCUUUCCUCAUCCAGGCUCCAAGAGAGCCGGGGAAGAUUGAAAUGUACUCGCCGAUGUUCUACGCCGCCUGCACCGCAGGCGGGAUCGCCAGCUGUGGCCUCACCCACAUGGCCGUUACGCCACUCGAUCUCGUCAAGUGCAACAUGCAGAUUGACCCAUCUAAGUACAAGAGCAUCACAUCAGGAUUUGGUGUCUUGCUUAGAGAGCAGGGACCGAGAGGUUUCUUCAGGGGCUGGGUGCCAACCCUGCUUGGGUACAGCGCCCAGGGGGCAUGCAAAUUCGGGUUCUAUGAAUUCUUCAAGAAGUACUACUCAGAUAUUGCUGGACCUGAGUAUGCUGCCAAGUACAAGACCUUGAUCUACCUUGCUGGUUCUGCUUCUGCUGAAGUGAUUGCUGAUGUUGCUCUCUGCCCCAUGGAGGCUGUGAAGGUGCGAGUCCAGACACAGCCAGGGUUUGCCAGGGGUUUAAGUGAUGGAUUUCCAAAGUUUGUCAAAUCUGAAGGCUAUCUGGGAUUGUAUAAAGGUUUAGUUCCACUUUGGGGGCGUCAGAUUCCUUAUACUAUGAUGAAAUUUGCAUCUUUUGAAACUAUUGUCGAGUUAAUCUACAAAUAUUCAAUUCCCACUCCAAAGGACCAGUGCAGCAAGCCCCUCCAGCUGACAGUGAGCUUUGCUGGAGGUUACAUCGCUGGAGUCUUUUGUGCUGUUGUGUCUCACCCUGCGGAUAACCUUGUCUCAUUCCUUAACAAUGCUAAGGGUGCAACUGUUGGUGAUGCUGUGAAGAAGCUUGGGCUGUGGGGCCUUUUCACCCGUGGGCUUCCUCUUCGUAUUGUUAUGAUUGGUACCCUGACUGGGGCACAAUGGGGAAUUUAUGAUGCUUUCAAAGUCUUUGUUGGCCUGCCAACCACAGGUGGAGUUGCUCCUGCUGCAGCCACGCCAGAGCUUGCACAGUUGAAAGCUAGUGCAUAAUUUUCUAGAGAUAAAUCAUAACAGAUUUCUGACAUUAAUUUUCUCAUUUUGGACGGCAGUGUGAUAUUUGCCCUGAAGCAAUGCAUUGUUUGUUUUCAUAUUUUUGGGGAUGGUUUUGACUGCAUCCCUUUGGCUUGCUAGACUUGUUAAACAGGUCAAGAUAGAAUUUGGCAUCAUAGCAAAUGAAAGCUUAUUGUUAAAUAAAACCUUUGGUCUCAGUUCUUAUCCUCCAGACAUUCGGGAAGGAUUUCAUAAUAAAUUCUUGUCCCAAAAUUGUUGUUA
Molecule: messenger RNA, 1584 nt
Organism: Elaeis guineensis (African oil palm)
Lineage: Eukaryota; Viridiplantae; Streptophyta; Magnoliopsida; Arecales; Arecaceae
Product: mitochondrial phosphate carrier protein 3, mitochondrial
Biological process (GO): mitochondrial phosphate ion transmembrane transport
Cellular component (GO): mitochondrial inner membrane
Molecular function (GO): phosphate transmembrane transporter activity
Source: RefSeq, a predicted model, not a curated record